GCGCACGCAUGCGCGUGUGUGCGUGUGUGCCUGCAGCCACCCUCACAGACCUGCACUUCCUGGCCCCGCUUUUGUGCCACCACAGACACUUUGGGUCGCUCUGACUGAGGCUGUUGUACUGGAAAGACUGCGUGUUUGUCUCGCUCGGCUCACAGGGCGUCCUCCCUGGGCUCAGUCGUUAGGGGACACCCCACUGGGUUCCUUUCUCCCCACUCCUGCCUCUUUUCAAGCUGGAACAGAACAGGAGAACAACGGCCAAGCACGAGGACCAGAGGCGAGACCAGAAGGCGGAAAGAUGCACGCGGGCUCCCGCUCUGGUGCCCUGGUGGCCCUUCUCUUCUGUUUCUCUUGCCCAGCCAGAGGAACAAGAGAAGGGAUCGAUGUGGCUGUCGGGGAAACAUCAGUGACCCUCACCUGCCCCGAGGAUGAUCAGGUGUUGAAAAGGUCAGAAGUGGAGGUCAGCCAGGAGACUCCCUGGACUGCCAAGGAGGAGGGGGAGCUGGAACAGAUGGAGCGAGGGGUCGUCUAUGUCUGCAAUAGUGUGAAGGCCACUCACAAGAUUUACCUGAAAGUCAAAGUCUGCGAGGGGUGCGUGGAUCUGGGCCUUGGGCUUGUGGCUGGCGUCAUCGUCUCCGAUCUGCUGGUCACCCUUGGUGUCCUCAUCCUGGUCUACUUCUGCAGCAGGAGCCGUACGGCCAUCUUCAAGCAUGAGGCUAAAAAGGGGCAGCCAAAAGGCCAGAAAGUGGACUCUCCUCCACCUGUCCCCAACCCUGACUACGAGCCCAUCCGGAAAGGCCAGAGGGAGGUGUAUGCUGGACUGGCGCCUCGGAUCUUCUGAGCUCACCCGCCAUGGGCACCUCAUCAGAGGGCAGGCGGUCGGCGACAAAUGCCUCUUCUACACCAGCCCCUGACAGUGGCCAUGGGAAGCACUCGGACCCCCCCCCCCGCUCCUUUCGCAUCGGCUGCUUCCUCUCACCUCUUUGAGCUUUGUCGUCUGGAAAAUCUCUCUCAUUCUCUCUCUCUCUCUCUCACCCCCCCAAAUCGUGGCUUGCUUCCUCCACAUGGCUCAGUGUGCCUCAGGUGAGGCUACCUGAUCUCCUUGGAAGGAGAACCUCUGGGUGUUGCCUCUUCCUUUCUGGGCCUCCUGCUGGCUCACCUGCAGUCCUGCAUUGGACAGGUAGUGCUGCUGCUGCUGGUGGGGGUGGGGGUGGGUGGUGGCAAAAAGGGAGCUCUCAGGGCCCCUUUGCACACCAGGACGGGUCACAGGGAAAGAGGGUGGAUGGGCAGAGUUGGGGUCAGCAGGCAGGCUCCAAAGCUGAGCAUCUUCAGUGCUCCUGAGCCCAGAAUCUCUAAACCUACCUCCUGCUUGGUGGGAUCCAGGGAAUGGGGAAAGCCCUGGGCAGGAAGUCUGGCCCAGUUCUGGAGGCCCUGGCUCGGUGAGUUGGCUGAGCUUAGGCGCCUCCUCCACCCUCUGCCCCCUGCUUCCCUUAUAACCCCUCAUAGCCACCAGGGCCAUGCACAAGGCUCCUGUGACCGAGGGAUGGGUCGAUGUGAGCCAACUGGGUCCAAUGCCAAAACUAGCCAGUCGACCAGCACUGCUACUCAUCCUGCCUUUUAGGAAACCACAAGGCAUGACUUAGGUCACCCCUACAGCAGCUGCCACCACCACCUGGAACUUUUUGGAAAAGACCCGUUUUCAUCUUCACAUCUGGUUGUCCUUGGAAGGAGUCCUAAUAAAGCUUCUGCAACCUGUUCCCUC
Molecule: messenger RNA, 1759 nt
Organism: Pogona vitticeps (central bearded dragon)
Lineage: Eukaryota; Metazoa; Chordata; Lepidosauria; Squamata; Agamidae
Gene: CD3E
Product: CD3 epsilon subunit of T-cell receptor complex
Biological process (GO): cell surface receptor signaling pathway; positive thymic T cell selection
Cellular component (GO): external side of plasma membrane; membrane; alpha-beta T cell receptor complex
Molecular function (GO): transmembrane signaling receptor activity
Source: RefSeq, a predicted model, not a curated record